AUGGCGCCCCAUAACGAUGUCGAUGCUUUUCAUCGUGUCCUUCAGUCAAGCAAACGUAUCCUGAUACUGUGCGGAGCUGGCUUGUCGGCCGCGUCCGGUUUGCCAACAUUCCGUGGCGCCGGCGGCUACUGGCGCCAUCACGAUGCGACUCGACUAGCGACGAUGGAGGCUUUCAGGACUGAUCCGGGCCUCGUUUGGCUAUUUUACGGUUAUCGUCGACACAUGUCCCUCAAGGCCCAGCCGAACGCUGGUCAUCGAGCCUUGGCUGCCCUCGCCAAGACAAAUCCAAAUGUUCUUUGUUUAAGUCAAAAUGUUGAUAAUCUAUCACAACGCGCCGGCUACCCUCUCCAACAGCUUCGCACUCUCCAUGGAUCUCUGUUUGAUAUCAAAUGCAGUAAUGAAAACUGCCACUGGAUGCAAAUCGGCAACUAUGACGAUCCUUUCUGCGAAUCAUUGAUUGAAGCUUCCAGAGAUGCACCACCGGGCGAGAUGCUCCCGCUUUUGGAUCCAUACCAUCGCAUCCGACACGUUCCGGAAGAGGAACUUCCCAAAUGCCCCGAAUGUCAUGUUGGCAUACAGCGUCCUGGUGUCGUCUGGUUUGGCGAAAAGCUGGAUCAGGCCAUGCUGUGGAGUAUUGACAACUGGUUGAAGAAGGACAAAGUGGACCUGAUGUUGGUCAUUGGCACGUCAGCUCAGGUAUUCCCCGCGGCAGGCUACAUCGAGGACGCACGCGACUGCGGUGCUGUCGUGGCCGUGAUCAAUCCUGACGCCGAAACCGAAGAAGAACUGGAAAAGCUAAAUCCAGAAGACUUUGCCUUUGGACAAGACGCUGCGACAUGCCUGCCAGUGCUUCUCGAACCAAUCAUCGGCACAGGGCAAGCUGAUGGCGAGUUUUCUCGAUAG
Messenger RNA from Cordyceps fumosorosea ARSEF 2679, 903 nucleotides. Its product is annotated as NAD-dependent histone deacetylase, silent information regulator Sir2. Gene Ontology annotation, molecular function: protein-succinyllysine desuccinylase activity; protein-malonyllysine demalonylase activity; NAD+ binding. The record is from RefSeq and is a predicted model, not a curated record. The transcript is spliced from 3 exons. NCBI's taxonomy places the organism in Eukaryota, Fungi, Ascomycota, Sordariomycetes, Hypocreales, Cordycipitaceae. Bases 1 to 903 code for a protein of 300 amino acids.